Molecule: messenger RNA, 3759 nt
Organism: Chelmon rostratus (copperband butterflyfish)
Lineage: Eukaryota; Metazoa; Chordata; Actinopteri; Chaetodontiformes; Chaetodontidae
Gene: dhx36
Product: DEAH (Asp-Glu-Ala-His) box polypeptide 36
Exons: 26
Coding region: 255-3455 (1066 amino acids)
Cellular component (GO): intracellular anatomical structure; cytoplasm; nucleus
Molecular function (GO): G-quadruplex RNA binding; DNA helicase activity; ATP binding
Source: RefSeq, a predicted model, not a curated record
UGGAAACGAGAAAACUUGCUAAUUGUUGCAUUUUGAGAGCAGUAUCUGGAUAUUGUCAUUUUUUGAGUUAAUUAAUAGGUUGACAUUUAAAUUGUACCUCUGAUAACUAUCAAGAAAUUAUUUGUAAGUAGCUACGUGGGUGUAGCCUUAGAUUUUCAAGUCUCUGGUCCACAAAUCCAUCCAACACAUCUUAGCAACGGCAGCGUUAGCAAGUAGCUGCAAGACACCGUUCUUACCUGAUUUUCGACGGCGGCAUGAGCUAUGGGUAUGGCGGUGGAGGUGGGAGAAGAGGCAGAAGAGGAGGUCGAGGGUACAGAGAUGGAAGCAGAGAAAGAUGGGACAGAGGAGGUGGAGGAGGCUCCAGAGGACGGAGUUCCGACUUUGACCAGGACCGAGGCGGAGGUGGACAGCGGGACCGUCCUCCCCCACACCUGAAGGGCCGUGAGAUUGGACUGUGGUACGCAAGAUACGGAGCCGUGAGGAGGAAACAGGCUGACCGGAGAUCGCGGGCAGUGGUCCAGAUGGAUGAGGCCAGAGAGCAGCACAUUACCAGGCUGCUUAACUCUGUCCAGAAUGAUCAGCCUGGCCCGGAGCGAGACGGCAGAGAUGCAAGAGCCUCUACGUCUGGUAACUGGGGGACAGCUGACAAUAGAGGUGGUCAUUGUUACUUUGACGGGGAUAUGCCUGAAGAGGAUAAAGUGAAGAUUGAGAUCAAAUCUGAGGAAGAGGAGGAAGAAGAUAUUCUGUGCCAGAAGAAAGAAACUCACAAAUCACAACGUUACUUCUCGGCGGCAGCCGUUAAAGAUGAGCCACCAGAUACAUGGGAUGAAGAAGAGCAACAGCAGGAGGAGAAAGAGAAAGUGAGAUGGAGAGACAAGGAUCUGGACUUCUUAUUUCACGAAGUAGUCAGAGACAGUUCACUGGAUGACCGCUUAAAGAGAGAUCUGCAGAGCAAGAAAUUGGAUCCAAAGUACAAAGAAAUGCUGAAAUUCAGGGAAAAACUACCAUCCUAUGGGAAAAGAGAGGAGCUGGUGGAGCUGAUCAACUCGAACCGUGUCCUGGUGGUGAGUGGGGAAACCGGGUGUGGAAAGACCACUCAAGUCACCCAAUUCAUCCUAGACGACCAUAUCAAUAGAGGCAUGGGCUCGAUGUGUCGUGUGGUCUGCACACAGCCUCGUCGCAUUAGUGCCAUCGCGGUAGCAGAGCGUGUAGCAGACGAGAGGGCAGAAAGUGUAGGGAAUGGAAAUUCCUGCGGUUACCAAAUCCGCCUGCAGAGCCGGUUACCACGGAGACAAGGUUCGGUCCUGUACUGUACCACAGGCAUUGUUCUUCAGUGGCUUCGCUCAGACCCAUUGUUGUCCAGUAUCAGCCACCUGGUGCUGGACGAGAUCCACGAGAGGAACCUGCAGUCUGAUGUUUUGCUCAUCAUUGUGAAGGACCUACUCAACCUUCGAGAUGACAUCAAGAUCAUCCUCAUGAGUGCCACGCUUAACGCAGAGAAGUUUUCUAAAUAUUUUGACAACUGCCCAAUCAUCCACAUCCCUGGUUUGACGUUCCCAGUGGAAGAGUUCCUACUUGAGGACAUCGUGGAGAUGACCAGGUAUCGUCCCCAGAAUCAGGACCGUCGCCCCACAUGGAAGAGAGGCUUCUGGCAGGGACGCAACUCCAGACAGGAGAAGGAGGAGAAAGAGGCUGAAUACAAGGAGAGCUGGCCUUGUUAUGCACGCACACUGCAGGGCAGAUAUUCUGACAGCACCAUUGAGACAGUGGAGAUGCUGGACAAUGAUGACAAGAUUGACCUGGAGCUGAUCCUGGCACUGAUUCGUCAUAUUGUGCUCAACGAUCAGGAAGGGGCAAUCUUGGUUUUCCUGCCUGGCUGGGACAACAUCAGCAGUCUCAAUGACCUGCUCAUGGCUCAGCAGAUGUUCCGAUCAGACCGAUUCGUUAUCAUCCCUUUGCACUCCCUCAUGCCAACCGUUAAUCAGACGCAGGUGUUCAAACGUCCUCCCCCUGGAGUCAGAAAGAUCGUGAUUGCUACCAAUAUAGCUGAGACCAGCAUCACCAUAGAUGACGUCGUUUAUGUGAUAGAUGGAGGCAAGAUUAAGGAGACCAACUUUGACACCAACAACAACAUCAGCACUAUGACAGCAGAGUGGGUUAGCCUGGCCAACGCCAAACAGAGGAGAGGACGUGCCGGCAGAGUUUGUCCAGGAAAGUGCUAUCAUCUGUACAACGGUCUCAGGGCCAGCCUGCUGGAUGCCUAUCAAUUACCCGAAAUCAUGAGGACCCCACUGGAGGAGCUGUGCCUGCAGAUCAAGAUACUGAAGCUCGGGUCUAUAGCUCGAUUCCUGCAGAAAGCCCUGGACACCCCCACUGAAAGGGCCGUCAACCUAGCCAUCAAGAACCUCACAGACCUGAACGCCCUGGACCACGCCGAGAAUCUGACGGCGCUGGGUUUCCACCUGGCCCGUCUGCCUGUGGAGCCUCACAUUGGCAAACUCAUCCUGUUCGGGGCUCUGCUGGGCUGCCUCGACCCCGUACUCACCAUUGCGGCUUCGCUCAGCUUCAAAGACCCUUUCUUCAUACCUCUGGGUAAAGAGAAGGCGGCAGACAUGAGGAGAAAAGUCCUGUCCCGAAACUCCAAGAGUGACCACCUCACUAUUGUCAAUGCCUUCCAGGGCUGGGAGGAAGCGAAACAGCGUGGUGCCAGAUAUGAGAGGGAGUACUGCUGGGACAACUUCCUGUCUGCCAAUACACUCCAGAUGCUGCACAACAUGAAGGGCCAGUUUGCUGAGCAUCUAAUGCAUGCAGGCUUUGUGAGCAGCAAGGACCCCAAAGACCCCAAAUCCAACGUCAACUCAGACAAUGAGAAGCUAAUCAAGGCAGUGAUUGUAGCCGGUCUGUACCCGAAGGUGGCCAUGAUCAGACCAUCUCAGAGCAAAAAGAGGCCGGGGCCCAAGGUGUACACCCAGGCUGAUGGAAAGGUGUGUAUCCACCCGAAAUCUGUCAACGCCGAAGAGACCGAGUUCAACUACACGUGGCUCAUCUACCACCUGAAGAUGAGAACGAGCAGCAUCUUCCUGUACGAUUGCACCGAGGUGUCCCCGUUCUCUCUGCUGUUCUUCGGAGGGGACAUCACAAUCCAGAAAGACGAGGACCAGGAGACCGUCGCGGUGGACCAGUGGAUCGUCUUCAGAUCCCCGGCACGCAUCGCUCACCUCGUCAAGAGUUUGAAGAAAGAGCUGGAUUCUCUGCUGGAGAACAAAAUUCGGAACCCUGCUCCCGUGGACUGGCAAAACCGCGAGUCCAAAGACUGCGCUGUCAUCACAGCCAUCAUAGACCUCAUCACCACCCAGGAGAAGGCCACAGGCGGCACCAAGGCCUAUGAUAGAGAGUGGGCGUCUGCCCCGAGAGGACAGCACAUUCAUUUCAAAGAUGACGAGGACGAUGAUUAGAAGUGGUUUUUGGUUGGCUACGAAGGGCCUGGGAAAUGACUGACUGCAUCCUUGGACACAGAGGUUAAUUGAAAAUUUAGCACUCCCUGGAUGCUUCUUAAGGCCAAACCCAGGAGGCAAGAGUACUGGAAAAUGUUACGCACUUGAAUGACUCCCAUAAUUUUUCUUUGCCUGUUCGGUCAUUGUUUCGCAAGGACCAAUCCGUGUUCGAAAACACUCAGUAGUAGUCAGUUUCGUUUACUGUUGAGUCUGUACAUUUCUGUUUGGUCUAAGUCUAGCUCUUUUUUUUUUUUGGAGGUAUGUC